AUGCUCCAUUAUCUCAUCCUGUUACUGGUUGUGGUGAAGCAAGGCGCCCCGAGCUACCGCCCCCUAGAGGAAUCUCCUUGUGUAACGACAAAGAUGGUAGCAUCAUGUCAGAACAAGUCUCUGUCUCAAGUUCCAGUGGAGCUUCAACUUGGCAUUAGGUCCCUCAACCUUUCAAGGAACAACUUGAAGAACAUCACUGAAAAACCUUUGUCAUUUUAUUCCUUUCUGGAGAUCUUGGACCUUAGCAGCAACAAAAUAAGUUUCAUUGAACCUCACAGCUUCGCAAACAUGAUCCACUUGAAGGAAAUCAAUCUUUCUGACAACAACUUGGACAGGGUUGUUUACUACAAGUCACCAGGAAUAGGACUUUUACCAAAUGUGCAAAAGUUGGACCUGUCAGGAAACAGUUUGUACACAGAAAUUACAUGGUAUUUUUUACAAAAUGCUCCUCACCUUCGCUACCUUUCUUUAGUAGGUAACAGCAUCAUAAUGAUUACCCCAGAAACCUUUCCAGGAACCCCUCUU
Molecule: messenger RNA, 525 nt
Organism: Staurois parvus
Lineage: Eukaryota; Metazoa; Chordata; Amphibia; Anura; Ranidae
Source: the annotation of a GenBank genome assembly